This is a messenger RNA of Onychostoma macrolepis, 2001 nucleotides long. RefSeq names its product B-cell translocation gene 2 (gene btg2). The record is from RefSeq and is a predicted model, not a curated record. Gene Ontology annotation, cellular component: nucleus; cytoplasm. The coding region runs from base 158 to 643 and encodes 161 amino acids. Lineage: Eukaryota; Metazoa; Chordata; Actinopteri; Cypriniformes; Cyprinidae. Gene Ontology annotation, biological process: negative regulation of mitotic cell cycle; negative regulation of cell population proliferation. The transcript is spliced from 2 exons.
CACAGAUCAGCGCGCGGAGAAGCGGAAGCCGAUUAUAUCGGACCUCUCUCGGGGAAUGUUCAUUAUUUCAUCCUCAUCAGACCUCCUGCACUAAUUCACCAGCACCAAAGGACAGCAGCUCUUAACGUUCAUCUUAAACUCUACUGAACGGAAUACAAUGACGCUCGGCACCGGAGCGGAGGUUUCUGCCGCCGCGAGUUUCGUUUGCAGACUGUUGCGCAGCCGCGGACGCCUGAGUGACGCGCAGCUCCACGUCUUUAGAGACUGUCUCGCGCAGGCGCUGUCAGAACACUACCAGCACCACUGGUUCCCUGACCGGCCGCAGAAGGGAUCCGGUUACCGCUGCAUACGGAUCAAUCACGAAAUGGACCCUCUGAUUGGCCGAGCGGCCGGCCGUAUUGGACUGACCAGCGGGCAGCUUUUCUCGCUCCUGCCGCGGGAGCUGACUCUCUGGGUCGACCCGUACGAAGUCUCAUACCGCAUCGGUGAGGACGGCUCCAUCUGCGUUCUCUACGAGGCCGAGCCACCUGUCUCAAGCCCCGCCCCCUCGGCGUACGACCAGACGGCGAGCUGCAAAAACCGCUUCAUGAUGAGCGGCCGAACAAGUCCGCCGAAAAACUACCUGAUGAUGGUGUCCAGCUGAGCGCGCGACUGGUGUCCGACCAACCACCGAGAGUUUACCGUUCCCGCGACUUCACGUUUAAGGCCUGAUCCUAAUCCUUUAUUUAAAAUGAACUUUAAAGCACUGGUUGUUACACGACUGGACGACUGACUCUAGAGAUAUUUCGGCACUGUGACUCUUAUUUGUUUUUAUGAUCCCAAAACAGGUUUUGGGUGUUUCCACUGGUGCUCGCGCACGGUUUCAGCGCAAUUAUGAUACCUCACGACUCUCAUGAGAAUGUAAAGCAAUUAAAGACCUGAAACGUACUUUGCGCAAAAUUUUCUAUAAGCUUACAAAGGUUCUCUUCAAAGUCAACCAUGAUGAUGAUAAUAAAACUAGUAUGCGCUUUAUAGCGCCACCUGUGGUGACUUCGAGAAUGCAACGGAAUUGCGUUCAGUGCAUUUCAGGCCUAAAACUGUGGUGGUGCUUUAUAAUUUUUGCAGGAGCUGCGAACGAGAGAUGUAUAUAUAUCAAAUAUGUGUCCCUGGAGCACAAAAGCAGUCAUAAGCAGCACAGGUAUAUUUGUAGCAAUAGCCAACAAUACAUUGUAUGGGUCAAAAUUAUACAUUUUUCUUUCAUGCCAAAAAUCAUUAGGAUAUUAAUUAAAGAUCAUGUUCCAUGAAUGCAUUUUGUACAUUUCUUACCAUAAAUAAAUCAAAACUUAAUUUUUGAUUAGUAAUAUGCAUUGCUAAGAACUGCAUUUGAGCAACUUUAAAGGUGAUUUUCUCAAUAUUUAGAUUUUUUUGCACCCUCAGAUUCCAGAUUUUCAAAUAGUUGUAUCUCAGCCAAAUAUUGUCCAACAAACCAUACAUCAACGGAAAGAUUAUUUAUUAAGCUUUUCAGAUGAUGACUUCACAAAAUUGACACUUAAGACUGGUUUUGUGCUCCAGAGUCACAUUUUUUUACUUUGAUAUAAUGAACAAACUCCCAUAAUCCCCUCUUGCCUUAACCACAGCGCCACCGCUCCCUUAAUAAACGUCACUGCCUGGCUCUUUAAGUCUUACUGUGCAAUAUUCAGGCAAUACGCUCUUGAACCUCUGGUGAUGUCAUGAACCGAGUCGUGUGGACUGGAGGCUCCACCGCCGGCGUCUCUGGGGAAGUGAUUGUGUUUUCCCAGGAUGCUUUGCAUGUGUUGGUUGGUUCUGGGCCGGAGUGCCAGCAGAGACUCUCGUCUGUAGCAUCUCAUGGGCUGCUGAGCAGCUCGUUUACUGUUUUAGAUGUAGUUUGUAAGCUAUUUCGGAGCAGAGUUUCUUUUAAUGUACAUUUUGUUAAAAAUGCAUUUGUGCAGAUAUAGAGCUGUACAGUCGAUUUUUAUUACAAUAAACCUUUUAUGAAUGAAA